UAAUUUAUCUAUGAUUUAUGAUUAUAGUAUGAAUUUCAUUUAGAUUCUGUAUUAAUUUUUUCCGGAAACUAAAUAUCCAAAAUUUAUAUUCUACUUUAUAUAUUUGAGUAUACUUUUCCACCCACGAAAUGAAGUGAAUCAAUAUUCUCUCUUUAUCUCAAUUCUCUCACACACACAAUUAACGCUAACACGCGCAGGGAUACAGGAUUUCUCAUUCCAUCGGUUAACAGGUGGUAAUGGGCCAAUCACAGAGUGCUGCAACUUCAGAGGAUUCAAAAACCACAGCUUCCCCACCAAAAACAGAGAAUUCAGCACAGCCUUCACUUGAUUCUUUAAUUGCUGAAGCCGCUGCAUAUGGCGGCGAGGACAGCAGCCAAUCUCUUGAAGCACAAGCACAAAAGGCAUUAGAGUGCCCUUGCAUUGCUCACUUGCGAAGUGGGCCAUGCGGCGACCAAUUCUCCAGUGCUUUCGUUUGCUUCCUCAAGAGCACGGCUGAAGAGAAAGGGUCUGACUGCGUGCAUCCUUUUGUAGCUCUACAGAAAUGCAUAAAAGACAAUCCAGACGCGUUUUCUAAAGACGUGUUGGGGGAUGAAGAGGAGGUCAAGAAAGAGGAUGAACCAACCCCCAAAUACAGAGUCCGGCCUCCCCUUUGGUCUGGAAAGUCUAAAACUCCUACUCAGUAGCUUUGGGGAGAUGCCAUAUCUUCCUCUCUAGAAAUUGGCAAUUAGGAAAGGAUCAUCGAUCUUCUUGGAAGAGCUCCUCCUCGACCGCGACGGCUGAUGAAACGCACACGGCGGGAGAGGGAUGCGCAAGUCAUGAUAGGUAACCCUAGAGUUGUCGAGUGGGCACGGCGGAGGUGGAAGCUUCCGUGGUGGUUGUUGUUGUUGGUGGUGGUGAUGCGGUGGUGUAGCCUUGCGGAUGCCGGGCUCGUUCUCCCACGAGAAUGGGACGUUUCUUUGUGAGUGAACCUUGCUACUCAUCAUCAUAUAGUGAUAUUAAUAAUGCGACAAAAGAAUUGUUUUGAUUUAUAUACUAUAUUGGGUGUUUUAUCA
Salvia hispanica is the source of this 1052-nucleotide messenger RNA. It is a transcript of the gene MIA40, whose product is annotated as Cox19-like CHCH family protein. Gene Ontology annotation, molecular function: protein-disulfide reductase activity. Gene Ontology annotation, cellular component: mitochondrial intermembrane space. The record is from RefSeq and is a predicted model, not a curated record. Gene Ontology annotation, biological process: protein import into mitochondrial intermembrane space. NCBI's taxonomy places the organism in Eukaryota, Viridiplantae, Streptophyta, Magnoliopsida, Lamiales, Lamiaceae.